AAGGAAGAAACGAAUGCAUUCAAAGAUUUGGGUACAGGAAACCGUAUAGCUACAAUUCUCAUUUACAUGACCGAGCCCGAAAUUGGUGGUGGUACGGUAUUUACGGAAGUCAAAACGGCUGUGCCUUGCACAAAGAUGACCGAGCCCGAAAUUGGUGGUGGUACGGUAUUCACGGAAGUCAAAACAGCUGUGCCUUGCACAAAGGUUAGUUGUUUUUUCGUUGGAACGUCUUUGCUGCUGUUGUUUUUUUAA
Messenger RNA from Gongylonema pulchrum, 252 nucleotides. The record is from the annotation of a GenBank genome assembly. NCBI's taxonomy places the organism in Eukaryota, Metazoa, Nematoda, Chromadorea, Rhabditida, Gongylonematidae.